Papaver somniferum (opium poppy) is the source of this 1311-nucleotide messenger RNA. RefSeq lists its product as uncharacterized. The transcript has 6 exons. Bases 1 to 1311 code for a protein of 436 amino acids. NCBI's taxonomy places the organism in Eukaryota, Viridiplantae, Streptophyta, Magnoliopsida, Ranunculales, Papaveraceae. Gene Ontology annotation, biological process: DNA integration. Gene Ontology annotation, molecular function: nucleic acid binding. The record is from RefSeq and is a predicted model, not a curated record.
AUGGUGCAUACUAUGGAUGGAUGCAAAGAGGAAGUCAAUAAUGAAGAAAUCAACAUUGUUGAGUUUUAUGAGAACCUUGUUCUCAUAAAUUGCUAUCAUGCAAUUGAUCAUGAAGACAAUCAACCAAUUCAGAUGUCACAACAGCUGGUUGGAAAUCUCCUUCAAGAUUUUAGGAUUAUGCGUGAUCAAUUUGCAAUUGUUGUAAAGAAUCUUGAGUUUCUGAAGAUCAAACUGAAGGAAGCAAAUGAGGAACUUAUUCAUUUAGAAGAAGACUCCAGACCUUCUAGGAAGAUGCAAAGUCGGCUGAACCCUAACAUGAAAGAGGUAGUUCGAAAAGAGGUGCUUAAGUUGUUAGAUACGGGUAUUAUCUACCCAAUUUCAGACAGUAAGUGGGUCAACCCCUUUGUCUUUGAUGAUGCUUGUUUAGAAGCUUUCGAGAAGCUUAAGAAUUUACUCACUACCGCUCCCAUAGUCCAGGCACCUAACUGGAAUCUACCCUUUGAGAUUAUGUGUGAUGCUUCAUAUUAUGUUAUAGGCGUCGUAUUAGGUCAGCGUGUUGACAAAUUACUUCAUGUGAUUUACUAUGCUAAAUUUUCUCUAGACAUUAGAGACAAAAAGGGUGUUGAAAAUGUAGUAGCAGACCACUUAUCUAGGCUAGUUGUUAGUUCCCCUAGUGAUUCCCUUCCUAUAAGGGAUAGCUUUCCUGAUGAACAAUUGUUCUCUGUUUCCCAAUCACCUUGGUAUGCAAAUAUAAUGAAUUAUCUUUUUACUGGUCGAACCCCUCAACAUUGGGGUAGACAAGAUCGUUCUAGGUUUUUAGCCGAGGUUAAGCAUUUCUUUUGGGACGAUCCUUAUUUGUUUAAGUAUUGUCCAGACCAGAUUAUUAGGAGAUGUGUACCUGAGAGUGACCAGUCCAGUAUUCUUUCCUUUUGUCAUGAACAUCCUUUCGCUGUAGACUAUGUGUCUAAGUGGGUUGAGGCGGUUCCAUGUAAAACAAAUGACCAUAGGGUCGUAAUUAAGUUUUUGAAAGAGAAUAUACUUACACGUUUUGGUACACCGCGAGCUAUAAUUAGUGAUGGGGGUUCACACUUUUGUAAUAGACCGUUUGCUAUGUUAAUAAAACAAUAUGGUAUUACCCACAAAGUAGCUACCCUGUAUCACCCACAAACUAGUGUCGAAGAGGCUGCAGCCCGGAUAUCGGAUUGUGCUGAUGCUAUGCAUUCAGGAGGAAGCAGAAAUAUGUGGCAACAACACUCUGUCAAUGCUGCAUCCGCACCGGUUUUCAAUGAUCAAGCAAGUGAAAAGUGGUAG